CAUUAUCACCACCAGCAUCAUCAAUCUAACGGGCAAUAACCCAAACAACAGUGUCGCUAAACAGCAACCAAUGCACAUGUGAGAGAGCAGCGACCCCGGUGGCAAUGGACACGGCCGCCGUGCACCACUGGCUCUCGUCCAUCCCAACACCCACAAAGACCCGACACCAACACCCACAGCAACAUCCUCCGCCCUCCAAGAAACGGGCCCGCGGUCUCGUCUCGCCGCCAAUGUCGACAGAUCGCGACAGCUCCCCCCCCAAGCGGCGCCGCCAGGCCGACAACAGCGUCGACAACCGCGACGACCCGUUCUACGACGACCAAGCAGGCGCAUUCCAAGAAGAGGCCACUCCACGCCCGGCCAGGUCCUUGCGCCUCUCGGCCAACGACGCACCCUCGAUUGCCAGCUCGGCCUCGUCCGCCUCGCACACAACCUCGCGCUCCAGCUCGCCGCGGAAGCAGCUCGCCGGCCUGCGCACCCUCCCGGCAGCCCAGGGCGGCGCAGAGGUGUGCACCCUCGACAUUGAAGACGACCGCAUGCCCGCAGACCUCGCCGACCUCGUCCUCGCGCUCCAGUCCCGAUCGCCGCUGCUCUGUGACUCGAUGCGCGACCAGGUCCAAGCCCACUACAGAGACACGAGAGCUGCCCGUCAGUGGCGCGAUCCGUCCCUCUUUGCGCCAGAGCGCAGGUCGCUGGGCCACACACCACAACCCGCUUUCGCCGACGAUAUUGUCCGCCAGGCCCGAGAGUGCGACCGGUACAUGCUCGACGAGGCGGCCUGGUCCAGCAUGGUGUACUACCCCUUGCUGAGAGAGAUAUUUGCGGCUACAAGGUCGUCCCAAGGCAAGAACGACAACGGGGACGCAACCACGAGUGCACAGCUUCUCGCAGACUUCGCCGUCGUCCCGUGCUCGUCGGCCUCCAUCAUCCCACGGUACCGCAUGCUCGCAACGCCCUUUAAGAAGGUGGACUUUGCGGUAGCGUACCAUCCGCGGGAGGAGCACAUCAACAGAGAAGCCGCCCCACCGAGUGCUCCACGGCACGACAAGCUCAAGACGCUCAUGCAGUCCACGCCUUCUCCAGACCAGAGUCUCAACCACACCAGUUAUCCGGGCCUGUGCGACCGGCCGGUGGUCCUGUCGAUCGAGGUCAAGCGCACCAACGACAGCGCCGACACGGCCAAGCUGCAGCUGCUCACCUGGCUCAGCGCCCAAUGGAACAAGAUGGACGAGCUGUGCCCCGAUGCCUUGGAAUCGUCGUCGUUGUCGUCGUCGUCGUCAUCGCCAGCCGAGCCAACGAAGCCGACAUAUCUGCUUGCACUCCUGAUACAAGGGCAUGACUGGAGCUUGGUGGCGUCCUCGAGGGAACCCAAGGGAAAGAGAGUGAUAUUAUGGCACAAAUUGCCCAUAGGAGACACGCAGACGGCAAUGGGCGUUUACAAGAUUGUCCAGCAAGUCCAGCAGCUUGCAUCUAUCGCCAUGGUCCCGUACUGCAGGUGGUUCCAAGCUCUUGGGGGAUGAAGCACCAUUCGAGAGAGGAAAUGAUUGAUCGCUUGAUCUCUCCAUAUUUACACUCGAUCCCACUUCGCAUGUGCUCCACGC
Microdochium trichocladiopsis is the source of this 1601-nucleotide messenger RNA. RefSeq lists its product as uncharacterized. The coding region runs from base 105 to 1520 and encodes 471 amino acids. The transcript is spliced from 2 exons. NCBI's taxonomy places the organism in Eukaryota, Fungi, Ascomycota, Sordariomycetes, Xylariales, Microdochiaceae. The record is from RefSeq and is a predicted model, not a curated record.